Messenger RNA from Eurypyga helias (sunbittern), 2808 nucleotides. RefSeq names its product centrosomal protein 89kDa (gene CEP89). Lineage: Eukaryota; Metazoa; Chordata; Aves; Eurypygiformes; Eurypygidae. The record is from RefSeq and is a predicted model, not a curated record. Gene Ontology annotation, cellular component: centriole; ciliary transition fiber. The annotation marks the transcript as partial. Gene Ontology annotation, biological process: chemical synaptic transmission; mitochondrion organization; cilium assembly. The transcript has 22 exons.
AAACAUAUAGCUCAUGGCCUGGUCCCUGCCGCUACCGUAGCUCCUAAACCUGCAGUUCCCUGCACCCCUCCCCCUCGUAGUCCAAACCCUUCUCCAGAAAGGCCCAGAUCCGCUCUAGCAGCAGCUGUCCUUGCAACAGCGCUAACGGGGCGUACUGUUGCUAUUCCUCAGCCUCGGCAGCAAUCGCUCUCCGAAAGCGAUGCCACCUACGUGGAACAAGAAUGCUUUGAACCCUAUGCGACGGUCACAGAGCUCACGAUGGGGCCCAACUGGAAUCCUGAUGGUAGUGACAGAUCUCCUGUACAGUCCCUGGAAAUGCCAGGCAAUUACUGUGAGGAUGAGGACGUGGACACCUGCCAUUCAGAUGCUGAUAAAGAGACAGAGUCCAGCUGUCAGAGUAAUGAGAAAAGGGGAGAAAGCUUUAGCACCACUGCUAUUUAUGCUGUUCCCCACAAAAAUGAAAAGGAAGAGUCGCCGCCGUCUCCUAGUACUAAUGCUGACAGGAAAGAGGCACCUUCUCCUGAAACGGAGUUUCCUGUGCUGGUGGAUCAAUCAAAUGUGCAAACAGAAGCUGAAGACCAACAUCUUGGCUCGAAUUUAAAGGAAGAAAAGUCAUUAGCUGAAAACCUGAUACAUGAAAAGCCUCCACUGUCCCCAGAUGCGUCUGUUCGGGCAAGGCAAGCACAGGAAAAUAUGGCUAAAGAAAAGUUCAGAGAAAUAAAUCAAGAAAACUGGUCUCUGAACAAGGCAUUCCAGGCUGUGGUCCAGCAGUUAGAGGGAGCAAACCAGCAAAUGCAAGAACAGCAAUUAAUGCUGAAGAGACUGGAACAAGAAAACAGAAGACUUAAAGAAGCUGCAGAGAAGUCACACAGAGAAGAGGAGGCUACAGAAUUACUUUCUCUCAGACAACAAGCACAGGAACUGGUAGAUGAAAAUGAUGCCUUGAAACUGACAGUCCAUCGUUUAAAUGUAGAAUUAAGUCGCUAUCAAACUAAAUUCAGGCCAUUGUCCCAAGAAGAGCAUCUAAAACUCCAAGGUUUACCCAUGAAAGGACCACCACCCCCAUGGCUGUUGGAUAUGAAGUAUUUGUCACCUCUUCUGUUGGCAUAUGAAGACAGAAUAAGAGAAAAGGAAGCUUUAAAUCUUGAACAUGAGGAGGAAAUGAAGAAUUUUAAAGUACGAGUUGAAGAGCUGGUGAAGGAGAAUGAAGACCUGCAUGAGCAAUUAAAUAAAAAUAACUUUAUUACCCCUACAAAAUGGCAGCAGCUGCAAACUCAGGCCAAGUUGGUCUUGGAAGAAAACAGCUUGUUGAUGGAGCAACUCAAAAUUCAACAAGCCAAAGCAAAGGACAGACACAAACAACAUGUUCAAGAAGCUUCAAAAUUGACUAGACAGAUAGUAGUCUUAGAAGAUAAGAAACACAGUCAAGAAGAAGAGAUAGCAGAGUACCAGAAGCAGCUGGAAGCUCUGCGUUCUACUUGUGAAGAGCUGAAAGCCAAACUGGGGAGCAGCGUAGCAGCAGAGGAGCACUUGGCUUUGGUGAACGAUUUAAGAAGCCAUUUACAACAGGAGCAGGAGAAAAAGCACAGUGAGGUGGAAGAUCUGAUGGGAACGAUAGCAUCACUGCAAGCCCAAAACAAGAAGCUGCUUUUGGAGAAAAAUAACUUAACAGCUGACAACAAGAUCCUGGAAACUGAAAUGGAAAAGAUGCAGAAGACAAACAGGCAAUUAAAGAAGAAAAUAGGUCUUCUGCAACACCAUUUGGAGGAAGCAGCGGAAAAAGAAGAUGCAGCGUAUCACCAUCUAACAAACCUCGUUGGUUUGGUGGAAAAGAUAGCUCAGGAGCGUGACCAUCUUCUUUUUUUGGCCAGAUGUUUGGAGAGUGAGAAUCACGGCGUUCUCAACAGAGUCGUACAAGGCAACCUACGCUUAGGAAGAUUAGAAGAAAAGGUUAAGGUGUAUAAGAAGAAAGCAGCUGGCAAGCUUGGAGACAUCAGCCUCAAGAUGACGGAGCAGGAGAAAGAGUUUGCGGGGAAGACUGCUCAGUACCAGCAAGAAAUGAAGCACCUCAAGUGCCUGCUGCAGGACAGGCAGGACACCCUGGAUGAAGUGCUGCAGCAGAAGAGGAAAGUGGAAGGGGAACUUGAAAUCAUCUGGGAAUCCACAUCCAAAGAAAACAGGAGAAUGAGAGAACUCUUGCAUAAAUCGCUGGGGAAGAACAACAUGUGGAGCGCUGUCGCAGCUCAGGAGCCGUACCUGGAUGAAAGCUCUCACAAGGACCUACUUUACGGACACGAUUUUAGCUACUGUGACGUGAAACCUCCAUCCCCUACUGCAGGCGAAAUUCGGCAGGAAUCUCAACCGAACAACAACGACAACUCCCGCUGGCUUUGCUCAGAGAACUACCGUGAAACGAAGGCCUGGAAUACCUACCCAGACAAGUCAGGUAUAGACUGUGCAGCGUACACCCUCCCGUCGCGGCCAUACCCGCUCCAGCCUGCGCGUCCUAGCCAACUCCACGCGAACACGGCUACGCCCACGUUGCUUUUCAUGCUGUUGAAGGCAGGAGAUGAUCCAUACCCAGUUCCCACCGCAUUUGCAAGGAAACACAGAUGGCCCAUGGAAGACAAAGUCCUUUCGUGGCUCAGGACCACUUUUUUGGCAUACCGAGAAAUCCCACUAAAAGGCAUUCUCAACGCCUACGUGCGUAUCACUGGUGCAGCAUUCCUGGACAUUACUGACUCCUUCCAGGUUCAGAACGUCGACAAGCGAGGUCACCCUGGGGAGCUGCAGUUGAGGGGAAUUUGA